UGAGUUAGCUAGUGAGCGGCGAUACUGACUUAUUAAUUAUUACUCAGAGAAUGGCGUUCUCCGUUUCCGCCGUAGCGAUAUCGUCCAAUCUUCCGGCGACAACCGUCGCCGCACUCCGCCACCGUGCUCCGAUCGCUGCAAGCCAUACAUUUGGGAGAUCAUCUGUAUCAUAUCAUCCUCUCCGAUCUAAUCGCUUUGCCUGCUUCGCCGUUUCUACUGAUGCUAGUUUAAAGGAGGCUGUUAAAACAGAUAAGGCUCCAGCUGCUUUGGGUCCCUAUUCCCAAGCCAUAAAGACCGGCAAUACCGUAUAUCUAUCUGGUGUUCUUGGUCUUAUUCCAGAGACCGGAAAGUUUGUUUCAGACAGCGUGGAGGAACAAACAGAGCAGGUUCUUAAGAAUAUGGGAGAGAUAUUGAAAGCAAGUGGUGCUAGUUAUUCCUCAGUGGUUAAAACCACCAUCAUGUUGGCUGAUUUGAAGGACUUUAAGAAGGUUAAUGAGAUUUAUGCUAAAUAUUUCCCUGCACCAGCACCUGCUCGUUCAACGUACCAGGUUGCAGCAUUGCCGUUGGAUGCAAAGAUCGAGAUUGAAUGCAUAGCAGUACUGUAGAAUCUUUGGUGUGGUGUAUUGUAGUGAAUCUUGGUCUCUUUGGAAGGUUCAGUUGCUUAGGCUCGAUCUGAGAUGUUUUAUUAAUAAAUUAAAACAUGGUCAUUGUGCAACAUGUUUGUAAUAAAAUGGGCAUGUUUUGACAGUACUUAAA
Messenger RNA from Helianthus annuus (common sunflower), 756 nucleotides. Its product is annotated as reactive Intermediate Deaminase A, chloroplastic. NCBI's taxonomy places the organism in Eukaryota, Viridiplantae, Streptophyta, Magnoliopsida, Asterales, Asteraceae. Bases 51 to 605 code for a protein of 184 amino acids. Gene Ontology annotation, cellular component: cytosol. The transcript has 6 exons. Gene Ontology annotation, molecular function: deaminase activity. The record is from RefSeq and is a predicted model, not a curated record.